Alligator mississippiensis (American alligator) is the source of this 1449-nucleotide messenger RNA. RefSeq names its product olfactory receptor 14A16-like. Gene Ontology annotation, biological process: G protein-coupled receptor signaling pathway. Gene Ontology annotation, molecular function: olfactory receptor activity; G protein-coupled receptor activity. Gene Ontology annotation, cellular component: membrane. The transcript has 2 exons. Bases 1 to 1449 code for a protein of 482 amino acids. The record is from RefSeq and is a predicted model, not a curated record. NCBI's taxonomy places the organism in Eukaryota, Metazoa, Chordata, Crocodylia, Alligatoridae.
AUGUCAAACCAAAGCUCUGAGCCUGAGUUCAUCCUCCUGAGACUUUCUGAUGCUAGCGAGUUGGAAAUACUGUAUUUUGUCAUGUUCCUAUUCAUUUACAUUACAGCCUUGAUGGGGAACCUUCUCAUCAUCACAGCUGUAGUCCUUGAGCCCAAACUUCACAACCCUAUGCACUUUUUCCUGAUGAACCUGUCCAUCCUGGACAUUGGAACAAUUUCUGUCAUCAUCCCCAAAACCAUGGUCAACUCGCUGCUGAACAUCAGGACAAUCUCCUAUGCUGGAUGUGCCGCUCAAGUAUUUUUCUUUGUAUUCUUGGCGGGAGCAGAUUUAGCCCUUCUCACCGUCAUGGCAUAUGACCGCUAUGUUGCCAUCUGCAAGCCCUUGCACUAUGAGGAAGCCCACAACGUGGCGACAAAGAAAAUGUCCAACCAAAGCUCUGUGUCUGAGUUCAUCCUCCUCAGCUUUUCAGAUGUUUGGGAGUUGCAAUUUUUGCAUUUUGUCAUGUUCCUAGUUAUUUACCUCAGUGCCCUGAUGGGGAACCUUCUCAUCAUUGUGGCUGUAGUGCUUGAUCACCACCUCCACAACCCUAUGCACUUCUUCCUGAUGAACCUGGCCAUCCUGGACAUUGGAACCAUAUGUGUCAUCAUCCCCAAAGCCAUGGUCAACUCCCUGCUGAACAUCAGAACUAUCUCCUACGCUGGGUGUGCCACACAAGUUUUUUUCUUUCUUUUCUUAGCGGGAACAGAUUUUGCUAUUCUUACUAUCAUGGCCUAUGACCGUUACAUUGCCAUCUGCAAGCCCUUGCACUAUGAGAUGAUCAUGAACAUAAGAGCAUGGGUCCAAAUGGCAUCCAGUGCCUGGGUAGCUGGUGUACUCAACUCUAUCAUGCACACUUGGAACUUGUUUUCAUUCACUUUCUGUGGAGGCAAUGUGGUAGACUCGUUCUUCUGUGAAGUCCCCCAGCUCCUCAAGCUCUCCUGCUCAGAUAUACAUUUCAGGGAACUCUGUAUAAUCUUAUUCACCUUUGGUUUAUCUUUGUCCUGUUUCAUUCUGAUUGUUGCAUCCUACGUUCUGAUCUUCCGUGCAGUCCUGAGAAUCCCCUCAGAGCAGGGCCUGCAUAAAGCCUUCUCAACCUGCAUCCCUCACCUCAUUGUGGUCUUCUUGUUUGUAUUUUCUGUCAUGUUUGCCUAUUUCAAACCUACCUCACACUCCCCAUCCGGGCUAGAUCUCAUACUGGGUGUCAUAUACUCAGUAGUGCCCCCCCACAAUGAAUCCUAUCAUUUACAGCAUGAGGAACAAGGAGAUCCUUGCUGCUCUGAGGAAACUGGCUUACUCUGUUCUUUCCUGACUACCAGGUGCCCAUCCUUCCCUCGUGAGCUUCCUGUCCUGUGCUUCUUGGGCCAUCUCAGGUAUGUAAUUGACAACAUAGUGUCUACAGAAAUGAACUAG